CACCGCCACCGCCACUCACCUCGCUAUUGCCGACGCCGGUAAGACCAUUUUCCUCCUUGCCGGCCAGAGCAACAUGGCCGGCCGAGGCGGUGUCGUCGACGACAAAUGGGACGGCUAUGUUCCUCCUCAAUCAUCCCCUAACCCCGCCAUUCUCCGCCUCAGCGCCGAUCUCAACUGGCAAACGGCGACGGAGCCUCUCCACCGUGACAUCGACUAUUUAAGGGCAUGCGGUGUUGGUCCUGGAAUGGCCUUCGCUAAUUCGUUAUUACGGCAUGAUUCGAGCAUAAGAGUAGUGGGGUUGGUUCCUUGUGCGGUGGGUGGAACCAAUAUUAGCGAGUGGGCACGUGGUGGGCCACUUUACAGUCAGCUGAUCCGACGGGCGGAGGCGGCGUUGGAGGGCGGUGGCACCAUCAAAGGGCUGUUGUGGUAUCAAGGAGAGAGUGACACGGUGUUUCGAGAGGACGCCGAGUUGUACAAACGCAGAUUGGAGAGAUUCUUUGGACACGUGCGUUCCGAUCUCCUUUUGCCCGCCCUUCCAAUAAUCCAGGUGGCAUUGGCAUCUGGUGCUGGGCCUUACAUAGAGAGAGUAAGAGAGGCUCAGUUGGGAACAUGGCUCGUGAACUUACGAACCGUUGAUGCGAAAGGGCUAGGGCUCGAACCCGAUGGGUUGCACCUGACCACACCAUCGCAGAUCAAACUUGGGGAGAUGUUAGCCAAAGCCUUCCCUCAUGGCCUCCAUUCCCCUAUUACAAGUAAAGCUUCAAGAAUGUCUUCUAAUUACGUUAAACAAUUUCUUAACUAUCUUUUUCUCGUCUUUUUUAUCAAAAUUUUAUUAGACUUAAACUUCUUUCGUUUCGUAUUCUAAUUGAUUUAGAAACAAUAUUCUUUUCACU
This is a messenger RNA of Cynara cardunculus var. scolymus (artichoke), 893 nucleotides long. Its product is annotated as probable carbohydrate esterase At4g34215. Lineage: Eukaryota; Viridiplantae; Streptophyta; Magnoliopsida; Asterales; Asteraceae. Bases 74 to 865 code for a protein of 263 amino acids. The record is from RefSeq and is a predicted model, not a curated record. The transcript has 2 exons.